This is a messenger RNA of Syzygium oleosum, 757 nucleotides long. Its product is annotated as zinc finger protein ZAT12-like. Lineage: Eukaryota; Viridiplantae; Streptophyta; Magnoliopsida; Myrtales; Myrtaceae. The record is from RefSeq and is a predicted model, not a curated record. The coding region runs from base 72 to 593 and encodes 173 amino acids. The transcript has a single exon.
CAAACCAGAAAGAAGGAACCAGAAAGAACAGCAGACAAGUUCGAUUUCACAUUUCUCUAACUGCAGCAGACAUGGUGAAGAGAGACAGAGAGGACACGGAGGUCGAGGCCCUCGCCAUGGCCAACUGCUUGAUGCUCCUCUCCCGUGUCGGCGAGAGCACCGACCCAUCGUCCUGGCCGAUGAACCGCAAGUCGCGUUCCGGGGAGCGGAUGUUCGCGUGCAAGACGUGCAACCGGGAGUUCUCGUCCUUCCAGGCGCUGGGAGGGCACAGGGCCAGCCACAAGAAGCCGAAGGUGAUCUCCGGCGACCUCUUCCACCUCGGCCGCUCGGGGGAGUCGUCGCCGGCCAAGCCGAAGACGCACGAGUGCUCGAUAUGCGGCCUCGAGUUCCCAAUCGGCCAAGCCCUCGGCGGUCACAUGAGGAGGCACAGGGCCGCCAUCGCUGAGGCGGCUACAAAGCCUGUGCCGGUGUUGAAGAAAUCGAACAGCAAGAGGGUCAUGUGCUUGGAUUUGAACUCGUCGCUGACGGAGGACGACUUGACCUUGCGUUUAGGAAAGGUUGCGCCGCCCUUGGUGCUAGAUCUCGUUUUGUAGGGGCUUAGAGAACGUAGAUUGUGUACAAAGCAGUUUCUAGUGGGUGCGGACAGUUUUCUUAUCUUUCUUCGAAUUCAUUGAUUUAUAUUUCGAAUCAUAGUCACUGUAUUUUGGCAUGGAUAUUCUCCUUUGUUACAUGAACAAAAUAAUAUGUUUGAACGAGA